Molecule: messenger RNA, 846 nt
Organism: Penicillium macrosclerotiorum
Lineage: Eukaryota; Fungi; Ascomycota; Eurotiomycetes; Eurotiales; Aspergillaceae
Product: class I SAM-dependent methyltransferase
Exons: 4
Coding region: 1-846 (281 amino acids)
Molecular function (GO): S-adenosylmethionine-dependent methyltransferase activity
Source: RefSeq, a predicted model, not a curated record
AUGACUGAAUCUGCUUCUCAAACCCCCCUUUCCUCAUGGGAAACUUAUGCUGCCUCCUGGGAUCUCGGGAUGGGCGAUGAGGGCAACGACUACUUCCAGCACUUGGAGCUACCCAUAUUGGAAAAGUUGAUCAUAAACCCAGAGGGAUCCCUUGCAUUAGAUCUUGCAACAGGCAAUGGCCUCGUUGCCCGCUGGCUUGCUCGGAAGGGUGCCACUGUAGUCGCCACCGACGGCGCGCCAUCAAUGGUUGAACGUGCGAUCGCACGGACGGCAAAACUACGGAGUGAAAGAAAUAUCUCGUUUUACGUGUUAGAUGUAACGAGUUCAUCUUCAUGUGAUCAUUUCGUCUCUCGCAUAGCUCGAACUCUUCCAGUGGGUGACAGUUUCGACAUAGUUUCUAUGAAUAUGGCUGUCAUGGAUAUUCCGGAUCUAGAGAUAUUGGCAUCAUUCUUGGGUCGAAUCUUAACGCCAAAUGGGUGCUUUGUGGCUACACUUCUCCAUCCGAUGUUUUUCACCUCUGGUGCAUCUCGCCAAAUAUUAGUCAAAGAAGAUCCAACGACAGGACAGGAAGUUAUUGUGCGUUCGAUAAAUCUGCAGAAAUAUUUGAAUGCCCCACCUGUGAAACAGCUAGUGUUGCCCGGGGAUGCAAAUAUUGAACGACCGUUUCUAUUCCAUCGUCCCUUGCAUCAGCUUUUUGCACCUUUUUUCCAAGCGGGUCUUGUAAUGGAUGCACUAGAAGAGACCAACUUUGGCGAAAGCUUUUAUGAUCCUUUGCGUCAACAUUCAUCAAGAAAUUUCACUGAAUUCCCAAAGAUUCUCGGGUUUCGAAUGAGACGUGCUCAUUGA